AUGGGUAGAAGCUCAAACAAAGGCAUGUCGUCAGACUCAGAAACUAAAGUACCUGAUGAAACAGUCAUUCCCAACGGCGAUAGAAUUCUUAUCGUCAGCAAAGGCCAGCUACGGAUUCAGGUCUCUCCGGAGUUACUGAUCCAGGCAUCCCCGGUUUUCGACGCGAUGCUGAACCUGAAAUUCUUGGAAUGCAACAAACUUCACGAGGGUAAUGAGUUCCCUGUCGAGAUCAAACUGCCAGAAGACGAGGGGAUGGCGACCACCCAAGCGUUACGAACUCUCUAUGGGUCGGACCCAAGUAUGCUACUCCUCGACCCCGAUGAGAUCCAGAAAGUCGCCAUUUUCGUGGAUAAAUACGACAUUUCGCCUCGUUUUUCCAUGGCUGCCACUAGCUGGAUGAACUGCGAGCCAUCCAACCUCGAUCAAGCUUGGAAGCUGAUGACGGCCUCAUAUUGGUUCAACCUCGAAGAUUCGUUUCAAACCAUGAGCGAACACGUCGUGGUAAAGAUGAACCACGCACAAAUCUUUCGUCUGGCUCACCAGACUCACGACGUCGGCCUAGGCCUGAAGCUAGGCAGUGAGUUCUUACCCAUAUACAUCUCUCAUCUUGUUGAGAUUUGA
Molecule: messenger RNA, 621 nt
Organism: Fusarium subglutinans
Lineage: Eukaryota; Fungi; Ascomycota; Sordariomycetes; Hypocreales; Nectriaceae
Exons: 2
Coding region: 1-621 (206 amino acids)
Source: RefSeq, a predicted model, not a curated record